Messenger RNA from Diaporthe citri, 1086 nucleotides. RefSeq lists its product as uncharacterized. Bases 1 to 1086 code for a protein of 361 amino acids. Gene Ontology annotation, molecular function: methyltransferase activity. The record is from RefSeq and is a predicted model, not a curated record. NCBI's taxonomy places the organism in Eukaryota, Fungi, Ascomycota, Sordariomycetes, Diaporthales, Diaporthaceae. The transcript has 3 exons.
AUGGAUCGCCUGGCCCAGCUGGAAUUGCAUACCGAGCAGCUCUCCACCGCUGUAAAGAGCCUCAUGAACCACCGUCACAGCAUCGAGCCUCCCGAGCCCCCACGAGCAAGUGCAGACACGGACCGAGAACUAAGCAAUGCCAAAGCAAGCAUCCUUGCGAAUAUCGCUGCCAUAAAAGCACUCGUUGGUGGGCCAGACGACUUGCUCCAGGACCUGGCCACUCAGGCUGAGAUUCUCGCGUGCCUCCAGUGGCUUGCAGAGUACCAGAUCCUUGCAUGCAUCCCGCUCGAGCUGAGUAUACCGACAAAGGACCUGGCCGACUUGGCAGGGGUUCCGGUGAGCCAGCUCCUCAGGGCCAUCCGCCUGCUUGCGACCGUCGGGUUUCUCCAGGAGCAGGAGCCAGGCUCUGUGGCACACACCCCCCUCUCGGCCCAAUUCAUCACAAGCCAGUCGCUACUCGACGCCAGCGUCUUCAUGGCCGAGUCGGCCGUACCGGCGGCCCUGCAGAUGCCAAUAGUAACGCAACGUUUUGGAGCCACACAGGGCCCCGCCGAGGCUGCAAUGGGCUCGAUGCGCCCGUUCCAAUCGGCCCUUCAGGAGCGCUCUAAGCUGCGCCGUCAAUGGUCCGCUUAUCUCCGACAUGCAGCGGGAUUGCACCAGGAGGAGGAGGUAGUAGACGUGAUUUCAAGACUAAACUGGUCCAAUCUUGGCAGCGCCUGCAUAGUCGAGGUCAACGCAAGGUCUACGUCGAUGGCACGAUCCCUUGCAGAGAGGUUUCCCAGCCUGCGGCUCACCGUGCAGAUCGAUGACGCACAACCCGCUCCGCUGAGCCAGGACAGCCUAUGGCACAGCGGGCCGACGGACAUUGACUUGCGGGACAGCCGCGACGGCCGGAUGGAAUCGGAUGCCGUGCACAGAAAUAAAGACAACUCCGGCACCAUCCCCAGCCCCAAUGCCAACCUCAAUGUCACUUAUCGCUCCGCGGGCAUGCCCCAGCACGUGAAGGAUGCCGCGGUGUACACACCUCCCUGCGGCGAGCCCGAGACCGUCGCCGGGAGGCUCUCCAGCAAUGCUGAUCAGGGCUGA